CGAUUCUAGAUUUGUCUUCAUAUGCUGUUGUGACAGUGGCGUUAAAUAGCACAGAGCUUGUGUUAGUAGUAGUUAACCCUUUGAGGACUGUAAUUCAUUGCACAGUGGGCACACAGGGUAUUAGGGGUUAAUGUAAGUAUUGCCGCUUAGCAAGUAUUAAAAAAAGUUUUUGAUGGUCCUUUAUUGCAAAAUGAAUUUCUCAUUUCGAACAAAAUAUAUAUGUGACAGUUGUUUUGCCGAAAUUGAAAGAAAAUGCUUGAAGAAGUUUAAGAUGGAAGAGAACUGAGCAAUUUUUAGGCUUUGUGUUUUAGUGAUGUGAUGUUGGAAAUAUGAUGAAUUAUUAAUUGUUUGAAAAGAUAUAUCUGUAACCAAAUGAUGAUAAAAUUUGGCUCAUUAUCAAAGAAAUUAAUGCAAGUCGGCUUGCCUAUCUAGGAACUGAAAGGGUUGUUAGACUAUUGGCUGUGUUUGGUCGUUAUUGCUGCAAUAGAGAGACUUGUCAGUGUUUUAACCCAUAUAUAUUUAUUUUCUAUACCUUGUCCUGAGUGUGCAUGGUUUUUUUCUUCAAAUUUUCAAAUAGUUUAACAUCAUCAAUCAACAGUGUUGUGUUUUCAAUACUUCACAUUUAAUUGUUGUUUGUUGAUUUUUUCUCAUAAAUGUGUGAGUCUGUCAUCCAUAUAUAAUGUAUGGUUCACCUUCAACUUGUUGUCUUCAAGGGGAGUUAACUCUAGCAUUGUCUGUCACAUUCACCCAACCCUAACACACAAUGUAGAACUUUGAUUUCUUUGACAACGAUUUUGCUUUUUGUGUUCAUUCUGUUAUGUUCAUCAAAACAAGUGAUCAUUUAGCAUUGGUUUGUUUGAGAGAAUCUUGAAUAGCAUCUGGAAACUGAAAACCUGAAAAACUGAUAGUUCUUGUAUUCCUUCAGGAUUUCCUAAAUGUUUAACUUGGCCAUUAUCCAAUACUUGUAAAAUGAGGAUUGGAUGAUCAAAAUGUGUAUUCUUUUUGGACUUUUGAUGAAAAUAUUUUGCUGCUCUUUACAGCUUUUUCCACAAUCCUGUAAUUAUGGGUUUGAAUCACAGAUUCUCCCUUAUUUUCUCAAAUCUUUCUUCUUGCGCCAAUUAGGGCUUUCCUCACACAUUAAGCUGAUAUGCUGGGAUUUAACCAAAUACUCAUUAAAGCAGCUUUGAACUCUUUCACUUACAUUUAAGGAGCUCUGAUCUUAUUGAGUAUGUGCAAACCCUGACUGCAGACGAGGUCUCCAAGUCUCAGCAUCCGGUUUGCCUGCUCCAACCUUGAUAAAGUUCAGCAUUAUUGCUUAUCACAGCUUAAAGUCACUUUCAGCCACUAAAUAUUUAACACAUGCCUAUGGUAGUGCUCUCUCAAGGAUCCUCUUGGUAACUUACAGCAACAACAGAUAUGUUUGUGAAGCUGUAUGAUGAGGGAUUUGAGAAAGAAAAUGCAGUAACACAACGCUUACAUAAUGUAACAGCUUAAUCACACAGUUGCUUUUUUAAUGACUUUGUGGAUUUGUUGAAAUUGUGGAUAAACAAUUCUGUAAACAUCCGUAAUUGAUUAGAUCAUAUUUCUAAUAAAAUGUUUCAAUUUAUUAAGGCAUUGAAAACAUUUUCCCAAACGAUUAUGUUUAUUGAAAAAAAUAUUCAAUAAUUAAUGUUCAAUUUUCUGAAAUGUCAGAUACCAUUGCUAACACAUAUAUUGCGUACCAUUUUGAAACCCGUGGAGUAGAAUUAUGUGAUUGUGUUCUGCGAAUACAUGUGUUUCCCUUCAUUUUAGGUGCCACCAUAACAGUGUGCUGCUGUUGUUUCAACAUGCGGUGUCCCGUUAUUCAAUUUGUUUGUAAUAUUUUGUUCACAGCUUUGCUGAGAAAAGUUUCAUUUGCCACACCCCCCGCCCAGCGAGUCCAGUACAUCCUCGGGGAGGAGGAAGAGGAUGAAGAACAUCGUGCCCAUGAUCUCUUCUGCGAGAUGGCCGAACUAUUUUUCCAUGGCGAUGAGAUGGAGUGGAAGGAAACUGCCAGAUGGGUGAAGUUUGAGGAGGAUGUUGAGGAGGGAGGAGAGAGAUGGUCUAAGCCUCACGUGGCCACGCUGUCUCUACACUCGCUGUUCGAACUGCGAUGCUGUAUUAUGACAGGCACAAUCAUACUGGAUAUGGAUGCUGUCAACAUCGACCAGGUCACAGAUAUAAUUCUGGACAAUAUGAUUGCAUCAAAACAACUAGAGGAAACACUAAAGGACCAGGUACGUGAUGUCAUCCUUUGCCGACAUCAUCAUCAGAACGAGAAACGUCAUCGCCGUGAUGACAACUCUAGCAGCAAAAUCCACCUGCCAAUCAUCCGUUCCCUGGCCGACAUUGGAAAAAAGUAUUCCGAGCCUAAAGGACUUGCUCAUCAGGGAGGUGAGCCACUUAAUGGAGAUCAACGAAACCCAGUUGAUGACCGUAUUGGAGCCAAAAGUACACCCAACAUGUUACGUGUGGCAAGCAAUGCAAGUGGCGGGGAGACAACUGAGGGUGGCAACAAUCUCCCGUCCAACAACUCGUUUGUUCACUCCCACCAUGCAGACAUCCCGGAGAAUGCAUCUCACAAGGCUGGGACAAAUUCUGUGGACAAAACACACAUGAAUCUGCACUUCAUGAAGAAGAUCCCCCCUGGGGCUGAGGCCUCCAACAUCCUUGUAGGGGAGGUGGACUUCCUCAAUCACCAGAUUGUCGGCUUCGUCCGCCUCUCAAAGGCAGUCCUACUGGGAGACCUCACUGAGGUGCCAGUGCCCACGAGAUUCCUGUUUGUGCUUCUUGGGCCAACCGGAAACCAGAACAAGUUUCACGAGCUUGGGCGGUCUAUUGCAACUCUUAUGUCUGAUGAGAUCUUUCAUGACGUUGCCUACCAUGCCAGAAAUAGGGAAGAUCUGCUUGCUGGCAUAGACGAGUUCUUGGACCAGGUGACAGUGCUUCCCCCUGGCGAGUGGGAUCCAAGUAUCCGUAUUGAGCCCCCAACCAACGUCCCGUCCCAGGAAGGCAGGAAGACGGCAUCAGCAGGCCCUCCGCAGCCCAAUGGUAAGGUGAUCAUUGAAGAGGAGGCUGAUGAACACAACGACCCAACACUGCAGAGAACUGGCAGGAUAUUUGGUGGACUGUUAGACGACAUCAGGCGGAAGUUACCAUAUUGGUCGAGUGACUUCCGUGACGCACUGAGUGUACAGUGUAUAGCAUCCUUCAUUUUCCUCUACUUUGCCUGUUUGACACCAAUCAUCACUUUCGGUGGAUUGCUCGGCGACGCCACAGACAACAACAUGGCAGCCCUUGAAAGUAUCCUGGCCGGUGCUAUUUGUGGCAUUGUGUACUCGCUGUUUGCUGGGCAACCCCUCACCAUCCUGGGCAGUACAGGACCUGUGCUAGUGUUUGAGACCAUUCUCAACCACUUCUGUCAUGAGAACGACCUGGACUACCUCCAGCUGCGACUGUGGAUUGGUUUGUGGACUGGGGUCAUCCUCAUAAUUAUGGUGGCCUUCGAUCUCAGCGCCCUGGUCCGAUAUAUCACUCGCUUCACAGAGGAGAGCUUUGCUGCCCUCAUUUCUCUUAUCUUCAUCAUAGAGGCUUUCAAGAAGCUGUUUCAUAUCCUGGACCAUGACCCUGUCAACCUCCGUCCAGAUGAGCCCCUGAUCUAUACGUGUUACUGUGUCCCCGAGAAUGCUACGGUCAACUCCACCAUUGCCUGGUGGUUUAACCGCACCACGCCCACAGUGUACCUGGACGUGAACCAAACUAUGUUGUUAAACUGGGACACUCUGACCAAAGACAACUGCUCUAACUACAAUGGAACCAUGCAGGGCCCAGGAUGUGACACUCCACAUUUCGUUGCUGACGUCUUCUUAUUCUCUUUUCUUCUCUUUCUGGGGACCUUCACGAUUGCAAUGGUGCUGAAGAUGUCCCGCAACAGCUCAUUCUUCCCCACAAUGGUGCGGUCUGUGGUAAGUGACUUCGCUGUCCUCAUCGCCAUCGUCGCCAUGCUUGUCGUUGACAUCGCAGUCGGUCUCAACACUCCAAAACUCGAUGUGCCAGAAACCUUUGCUCCAACGAAUCCCAACAGGAACUGGGUGGUGUCGCCUAUUGGUCGCAACCCCUGGUGGACAGCCAUAGCAGCAGUCAUCCCCGCCCUCCUCGCCACCAUCCUCAUCUUCAUGGACCAGCAGAUCACUGCUGUCAUCGUCAACAGGAAGGAGAACAAGUUGGUGAAAGGUCACGGCUACCAUCUUGACCUGCUGCUUGUGGCUUGUCUGAUUAUUGUAAACUCCUUCAUGGGUUUGCCCUGGUUCGUAGCCGCCACCGUGCUGUCCAUCAACCAUGUCAACAGUUUGAAGAAGGAGUCCCAGUGUUCAGCCCCAGGGGAGAAGCCCAAGUUCCUGGGGGUCAGGGAGCAGCGAGUCACAGGCGUGAUGAUCUUCUUGAUGAUCGGCCUCUCAGUGCUUCUCACAUCCAUCCUCAAGUAUAUCCCCAUGGCGGUUCUGUACGGAGUGUUCCUUUACAUGGGCGUGUCCUCUCUGCGGGGCAUGGAGCUGGUGGACCGCGUGAUGAUCCUCUUCAUGCCGGCCAAGUACCAGACCGACCUCAUGUACCUGCGACAUGUGCGCAUCGGAAGGGUUCACUUGUUUACAGCAAUUCAGAUUCUCUGCCUGUCUAUUCUGUGGGUCAUCAAGACUAUCAAGAAAAUAUCCAUUGCCUUUCCUAUAAUGGUGCUGGCGAUGUGUUUUGUGAGGAAGGGCAUGGACUACCUCUUCACCCAGCGGGAACUCAAGUGGCUGGAUGACAUCAUGCCUGAGUCCCACAAGCGGGCACAGGAAGACGAGGAGAAACAGAAAAACGAGGAGAGAUUAAGCAUUGUGGAUGGGAUGGACGGCGGCAUGACAGGAAACAAUUUCACCAUGGCAAUAUCCGCGGAUCCUCACCUGGACUCCGUGAACAUCUCGGAGGAGAUGGCCAAGACUGCCCUGUGGAAGACCAUUGUGGCCAACGACUCCUCCUCUAACCUCAUCUCCGACAUGGAGCACCGAUCCAGCUCUAAGAAGUAUGUGAAGAAGAAGAAGCAUGGCAAGAAGAAGCACAGUGAGAAAGACCCCGAGUCACUUCCCACCAUCCCUGGCAGCCCACAAGCUGUGUCAGAAGAAGAUGAAGAAGAAGAGGAACACAUAAGAUCACCAACCAAGAAGAAGGGUCACCCAGUUAAAUUUUACAUCGAUGACGAUGGCCCUGAAGAGAAAGAAUCUCUAAUUAAGCCCCCACAAAUUGUUGUGGACCCUCCAAGUGACAUUGGGAAUAUGAGUUCUCCUGAUAAUGAGGAUACUAAAGUGUAAAUAUGUUUUUCUUUAGGAACUAUCGACUUGUUUUGUAUAUAGUAGAACUAACCCAAAUUUUGGAAUGUGUGGAAGGGUGAUACCUGAUAAUCAAAGGGGGUUAACUCCAAUAGUUAAUCUGAAGAUGUUAAUGAGACUGUGCAUCAGUGGUGUGAAUGUAACACGUGAGUGCUGUCAAGUUCAAGGAAUUCAUAAUGCCUCCAUGUAAUAUUCGAAUGUCAAGGUCAUGGCUCGACCUACUUAUGGUAAUGGACUGCUGAUAGAGAAUUGUGAGUGAUAACAUAUCAGAGAAUGUUUCGUCAAAAUGCAAGUGGGGGACUAAAGAAGCCCUGAUAUGUAUAACAUGAAUUUAUCAAUAGGUUUUUGUUUGUUUCAAAACAUUGUGUUGAUUGUCACUUUUAGUUAAGACUAUUUAUUACCUGUUGGGUGCUACAAGAGUUUUCUAAGGGUACGUCUGAUCCGAGACGAAUACAAGGUUUGAAGUCCAGAUGAAAUCUGAUUAUGAUCCCUGGACUCUCCGCACCAUGCUCACAAGUUUCACCCAAAGUAGUAGACAUCUAUAACCUGUGUCAUGUUUCAUUUUCGUCUCAUAUUAAUUAAGCUGACACCGUGAAAUACUAUCCAAUUUGGUGUCAAGCCCAAACGUGCAUAUUCAAUCGAAACUCUUUCGGGUUUCAAAUCAGUGCUACAUCCAUCAGUGUUUCCAGUCAUCCAGACAGACAAUGAUAUAAACGUUGGCAGUCAGAGAUAUUUUGAGAAUCAAGUUGCAAGUGUUAAAGGCUUGUAACCAAAUGGAAGCUGUGGAGAGUACAGUGCUAUUUUCUUCAUUAAGCCUUGCUGUCAAAGCCUUAGAUAUAGUUUCGGGCUUUGAUGUGAAAUUACCCAGUACUUUCUUGCUCAACCUGUUAAGGAUAUGAUCCAUAUUCAUGAGACUUACAGCACCGAUUUCUAUCAAACUUUGUGACAAUAUUUUGAAACAAACUUGAACAAUUAGUGGAAUGUUGUAUGUUGACAAAUGUGUAUUAUUCCUGGUUUUAUUUCCAUGAAUUGCAACGUUCAUGUGGUUGUUAGUUUAUGAACCUGCUGUAAAUCUGCAUAUGCCAUAAAAAAAAUUAUUUUAUCUAUAGAUCAUGUUUUAUGUGCAUUUUUCAGACUUUUGUGUUUCUUUUUUAAUUUGAUCCCCUGAUUUCAUGACAAGAACUGACUUUGUAAGUGAAAGGAGGCAUUGCAGCUCACAUCCUGUUUGGCUACUCCAGCUGUUUUAAUGUUUCAAGAAUUAGUCUGUUAAUAUUUUACACUUUUAUGCUUUUAUCUACACUGGUUUUAUGAUAGUUUUAGAUCAAUCUCAUUAAAAUCAGAUCUUUACCACCUUGAUUUAGAAAUUUUGAUCUUAGCAACAGAGAACUGCCACAGAAGACAAGUAUACCCUAUAUAGUACUCCCUUUUGAGUGUAUGAUGCCAUGGCUCUCCGAAGUGACAGGAUGUAUCUGAUUUUAAUGAGAUUGUUUUUAGAAAGAUUAAGAGCAGCUUCAUAUUUCUUGAUCAUUGAUUCAUGUUACAUUUGCUAAAACAUUAUGUCCACAGAGCAUGUUAUUUUCAUAUUGAGGUAACAAAGAGUGAUGACAAUGUUAUGCAUAAUUUUUAAAGUAUCAUUUAUCAUAAUACAAGUCAUAUAUCAAUAUUUUCUGUAAGGGCACGAUCUGAUCUUGUCAAGAAGUAUGGAAUAUUGAGAUUAGUCAAAAUUCUAUCUGUACAAAUAUUUCCUAGUACAAGAGUUCCCAAUUAAGACAGCUUGUCAUUGGAAAUGAGAAGUUAAACAAAAAGUGACCACUUGGGUUUGUUUUUUUUUAUUGUGGAACUCUGGGUGGUAUGUUUAAAUUUAAUUAUCAUUUUUAAGAAUUAAGAAAAUUAUUUUCUUUUGGGAUAUAAUCAUACGAAGUGUUAUCCUGGGGUAGCUAUGAGCCCUCUUUAGGGCUGUUUAACGAGGGAGGGUAAUUUGUGGCCAAGUAUUGAAAUAACGCAGUUAUCAGUUGGUUGUGGUGUUAUGAACAUGUCUGGAUACUGGCUAUUCAAUAUCUGAGGGGCUGCCUCCAUGGCCUGGUGUAUAGAGCAUUGGGAAGUCAGUGGUUUGAUCCCCAGUACACAGCAUUGUGGCUGUACAUGGUUGGAACAUCGCAGCUGUUGUUCAGUUAUCCUUCCUUGCGGACUUGACAUAAUGGAGAGUUUAUAGCACAUUAGGAGAAAGUGUUGAAUAAAACAUUAUUUUUGCAGAUUUUGUAUAAAAAGACAAUCCAGUUAGCUUUAUGUUUGCUUGUUUUUACCAAUGCGACAACAAGCAGGACAGGUCUGCUACAUGUUUUAUCUCUUGUUUCUUGUGCAAUGUUUGUGCAGUGUCUUCAUCGGCAGUUUAAUCCAAACAUACUGCAUCUGUCCACAGGUUGAGCAUUUUUUCUGUUGUCAUUACUCCUUGCGUUUAUUUUAUCCUUUUAUACCUUGACACAGAAUGUGAGUUGGUUGUGAGUGGAUGCUGAUCGUCGUCUUAGUCGAUCUGUCUGUCAACAUUUCUCUCUGGAAUUAAUUAAUCCAAUAUUACUUUAGGACAUUUUGUUGUUUUUUAAAUGUUUUUGGCAUGGAAUCAAUCAUGUGGUGUAAUCUCAAAACAGAUCCAUAUUUGUUUCAUGAGAGUCGGCAGGACCAGUGGGGAUGUGAUGACUUUUUUUAUAUUAGCUAUUUAGACAAUCGGACUCGUGAAUAUUAUUUUGGAUAUUAUUUUGUUUUGAAGCUUAACAUUGAAAUCCAUUUUUGAUUGUUUCAAUCAUCCUUUAUGUAGGGAUUGUAAUAUUUGGUGGUUUUCAUUGUAAUGUUCAAUAUUUUGGACUCGCAUUAGCACUUCACCUAUUCUAAUAUUGGCCAUGAUAUGUUUAUUUCACAAUGCCUGAUGUUAUGUUUUACAUGACAGCUUAGCUCUCUGUUCAAACUAGUGUCUGUGUAUGAUGGUUUUAGGGUGAAUUGUCACUUCGUUGAUUCUCUAGUAUGUAUGUUAUUUUCAUAAUUAUGUAAUUCUCCUUUGCUCUGACAAUUUAAAUAGUUAUGUUUGACAUCAACUUAUUCAUUAGUCUGUCUCAGUUGCCAAUAUUAUUUUUCAAUUGGGGAGGGGGGGGGGAUGUUCAAGCUAGUCUUUAGUUAAGCAUUAUAGACCAUCUUAUAGAGAUAGUGUUCAUCAGGAAUAUAAGUUUUGAUAUUAGGAAAAAUUAGUUGUAUAUUUGUGAGCUGUACCUACGUUGAAACCUACUGUUUCAUUGCAAUCAGAAUGUGCUGUGGAAAGACUGACUUGCAAGAAACAUGAUGGGGUUGAGCGAUUAUAUUCGUUAUGCUGUACAAAUGCUUGGUAGAACAGAUUGUGUUGUGAAAUGUAUUAUCCUCCAGUAAAACAGGCACAAUGUUUCUUUCGAAGUUGCAAAAUAUGAGAUAUGGUGAUCACAAGUGAUAACAGGUAGAUAACAACCAUGAUAGAUAAUAACUAUGGGGUGCCAAUUUUUCUUUUUCUCAGCCUGAACCAAAACAGAUGAGGAACUGAGUAUGGAGAUGCUGGCUGACGAAGCUGGAGGAAGCAGCCAUAUAUGCAAUUGCUGUACAUCUGAAAUGAUAUGACUUGUAUAACAGUGCUUAUUAAUGUAUGGUGGUUUUGUAAUCGCUACAUUGUAAAGUGUCCACAUAAUAUGUUGUUCAUCACACAGUCAAUCAUUGGCCUUUCUUUUUCUCUUAUAUAGCAAUGAUUUUGAUAGUGAUAUUUGUUUUAGUUUAAAGAGAAAUAGCAGCUGAAAAUCCUAAAUUUAUUUACUAUUUUCUUUCUCCAGUUUUAGACAUCCAGUAGGCAGCAUAUGUGAUUGCCCACUUGAUGAGUGAAGUACUCCAGCUCACCCCUUCCAGGGGAGGUUUAAAAAGACACUUGAGUGGGUUAGUGAUCUGAAAUGAAUCCGCAAUGACGGGGCCAUGAAUCAGCUGAUCGAAAUUCCCUUGUCUAGCUACCUCGAUUGAGUUUGUUUGUUUUCAAAUUUUGACGGCAGCAAAAUAAAUUCAAAUUUCUACGCCAUGAUGUUCAUAUUCACAGACAAAGAAAUUUGAUUUUGAUUUUCCUGUGAUAAAUGGCCUGGGGGUCAAGUCACUGCAUUAUUCAUGUGACUGGUCCCACUUUUGACAUUGUACAUAUAUGCCAUGAAUGUUGAAUGUUAUGAAGGGGGUAUGCAUUUAUUAGUCUUUUGUCAUGAGAGAAUAGUGCUGUUUGAUUCUUGUUAUGUGUGUCAUAUCACUUAGUUUUCAUUUAUUGAUUUUGUGCAUAAUUUUAUGGUAAACUUGAUCAGUGGAUACAUACUACUCAAGAGAAGUUAAAGAAGACCUGAUCCUUUCAUUUUACUGUAGUUAGGGUGUUUUUUAGCUUCUCUUCUUUUGAGUUGUAUAGUAUUCUGUGAGACCACUCUGCUUUUAUCUUGUCAACAUUUCAUAUUCUAUGAACCAAGACAUGCCUGGCCUUUUGAUAUUAUAAAAGUCCAUCACAGGUGUUUUUGCCAUUGAACUAUUUCUGACUGAAACAAAUAAGGUUUUAACAAAAAGUUUGGCCUCCUGGGGAACAUUCAGUGUAUUUUAUCUAGAUUCUGUCAUCACCAUUUGUUCCAGCAGCUGUCCGAACAAACUGUUCGUGAAGUUACUGUUGAGAGAGAUGCACAAAGCUAUGGAAGUGAGCGGUCAAGUCAUAAUAGCACGUAGAAUACACUGGAUAAUCAAGGAUGAAUUAGUAACACAAUUGAGGAAGUCAUUAAAGGUCUAUAUUCAUAUCUACAACUUGGUACUGGAAGUUUAAUCCCUGGUGGAUUUUUUGUAUUAUGAAAUUUAUUGAUUUCAGCUAUUUUAGUAUUAUGUGAUAUUUAUUUUAAUUUUGUCAAAUAAACUUCAGGAAACAACAUUGCUGCCAAAUGAUUAUUCAAAAUCUUUCCACACGAAGCUCUCAUAAAAUGAUGAGAAGAUUCAGAACUAUACUCCUGGUGAGUUGCUGCAACUGUCCAACCACUAGUCUGUGUGCCGUAAUGUGAUAUAUAUUAUGUAUGAUCAAGUUUAUCAAUAAAAACCUCUAGUACA
Messenger RNA from Haliotis rufescens (red abalone), 10496 nucleotides. Its product is annotated as sodium bicarbonate cotransporter 3-like. NCBI's taxonomy places the organism in Eukaryota, Metazoa, Mollusca, Gastropoda, Lepetellida, Haliotidae. Gene Ontology annotation, molecular function: sodium:bicarbonate symporter activity; solute:inorganic anion antiporter activity; monoatomic anion transmembrane transporter activity. The transcript has 20 exons. Bases 1686 to 5363 code for a protein of 1225 amino acids. Gene Ontology annotation, cellular component: plasma membrane. The record is from RefSeq and is a predicted model, not a curated record. Gene Ontology annotation, biological process: regulation of intracellular pH; bicarbonate transport; transmembrane transport.